AUGCCAUCCAAGGUAAUGAACCUGAUCGGAGAAAUCAAGACCAGCACUUCAACUGGCACCGUUCGCCGCAAUCCCCGAGGCCGACCAAUGUACGGUCGAAAAGGUGUCACCAUGGGCCAACAUAUCGACGAAUUUGAUGACUUCAGGGACGAACAGGGCCGUUCAUUCGACGAAUUGGUAUACUUCAUGCUUUUCGAUAAAACUAAGGUCCUCAUGCCACCGCCGCCAAAGCCCCAGGUCAGCAAGGUGAUGCCUUCUCAGACGACCAAGGUGGACCCUUCUCAGAAGAACAAUGCGGACGUCGAUGAUUAUUUGCGCCGGCUCAGACACGCUCACAGAACGGAUAUACAGAAGCGCGUGGUCGCAAAUCCUGACCUGAAGCGCAAGCGCGAGGAAGGAGAUGAGCUAGAGAAGAAGUCCAAGCCGAAGACACAGGCCGCUGUUCAAGGCACUGCCAGUGAAGUCCCAAAAUCUCCUGACAAGGUCACCACCACCAGGAUGCGCCCCGGCCCGAAGCGAUACUUCUAG
This is a messenger RNA of Cucurbitaria berberidis CBS 394.84, 528 nucleotides long. RefSeq lists its product as uncharacterized. Lineage: Eukaryota; Fungi; Ascomycota; Dothideomycetes; Pleosporales; Cucurbitariaceae. The record is from RefSeq and is a predicted model, not a curated record. The coding region runs from base 1 to 528 and encodes 175 amino acids. The transcript has a single exon.